Messenger RNA from Papilio polytes (common Mormon), 3070 nucleotides. RefSeq names its product transforming acidic coiled-coil-containing protein 3-like. The transcript has 2 exons. Bases 352 to 1317 code for a protein of 321 amino acids. Lineage: Eukaryota; Metazoa; Arthropoda; Insecta; Lepidoptera; Papilionidae. Gene Ontology annotation, biological process: cerebral cortex development; cell population proliferation; mitotic spindle organization. The record is from RefSeq and is a predicted model, not a curated record. Gene Ontology annotation, cellular component: cytoplasm.
GUUAAAAUAAACUUCCAUCUAUGGACUGGACUGAUGUCAUCCAUCGGAUGAAAAAUUAAUUGGAAUUUUAAUAACCAAUAGCGUUACAAGUGAAACAACGGGCGUUAUUGUUUUAUCAAAAUCUUUUUUAUCGCUCCAGAGUGUGGAUAUCUCAUAAAGUGUUGUGUAUACGAAAUAUAAUAAAAUUUUCUUUGUAUCCAUUCAGUGCAAUAAUACUUCUAAUUUAGUCCAUUUUAAUGCGUGGGAUGUUGACGAUUUCAUAAUUAAGUCUAUAUCUGUCAACUGAGACGAUGUCUCCACAGACUAUCCAAAAACAGUAGUAUUUGGAAAUAGUUAAUAAUACAUUGUACGAUGUCAAGUACAGAGCAAAAUAUAUUGAACUCAAUGCAACAAUUGUCUGUGCAACCAAGUAACAGUGGUCCUCCUGAAAAACCAACUCAAGUUGUCACUCCAGCAAUCAACAGAAGCCAGCCAUCGGCAUCUAAAAUUGCAUCCGUCAAAUCAAGUACAGUAUCUCCUGCUAUUGCGACUAUUGAUCGCCUUUUGAGCUUGGGUACAACACCACCUCCUCCCCCCGUUAUAACCAGGCCUGCAGACAUGGACCCCCACACUAUGGAACAGUUACGAGCUGUUAAAGAAAUGUUAGCGGCUCAAGAGGAAGAAGCUCAAAGCUUAAGAGAUAUUAAUAGGGAAUUGCGUAGCCGAUUGGAGGAAUGUGAAACAAAGAUUAAAAAGUUAACUGAACUUAACGAAGAAUAUGCAGAGAAGGAGAAAGGCCUAUCACAACGUGUUGCAGAGAAAGUACGAAAUAAUAAACAAAUGAGCAUUGUCAUGGAAGAGUAUGAGCGUACAAUCUCAUCUCUGAUUGGUGAAAAAGAUACAGAAACCAAAAGAUGGACGGAGGAGAGAGCAACAUUACUUAGAGAGCGGGAUGAAGCAGCUGCCCAUUUAGCUUCAAUGGAGCAUGCUUUUAAUGAUGUUCACACUAAAUAUGAGAGAUGUAAGGUUAUAAUACAAGAUUACAAAACAAAUGAAGUAGCACUGAAAAGAACUGUAGAAGAGAACAAUGAUGCUAUACAGAAAUUAGAGGCACGUUAUGAAGCAUUAAGACAGCAUGCUAUGCAACAAUUGAACAAAGCUAAUGCAGAGCUAGACUCGGUAAAGAAGUACCAUCAGUCCGAGAUUCUCAAACUGAAUGCUAUGCUCAAAAAGAGUGAAGUUCACGCUUCUUCGUUGCAGGAAUCUCUAGCUCAGAAAAUCAAAGAUAAUGAAGAACUUACUGCAAUCUGUGAUGAGUUAAUUAACAAGGUUGGUUAACUUAUCAUUACUGAGUAAUUACAUUUUCAUUUAUCUUACAUGCAUUUGUAAUUGCAUGCUAAAUAUUAGACUAACAAUUAAUAUGUAACAAAUAUUACAAAAGCAAGUUAACAAUGCUUAUUUACUUACAUAGAGGAUAAUACUGUCGAAUUUGUUUGAUGCUCUAUUACAUAUUUAUUUAUCACAAUUUGUGCAAUCAAUCAUGUCAAUGAGUAUUGCACGAUUGUGUUAUUUUUAAAUAGUAUUUUAAGUUUUUUAUACUGAGACAUUUGUUAACUUCAAGUUGUUGAUUUACCAUUGGUGCUUAACUCAAAGUAAAUUAUCCAAUAUAAGUGUUAUAUGCCAUUGGUUUAAUUGAUAUGGUUCUUUACAAAAUUAUUUGGUAAUUAUCUAAAUCUGUUUAUUUUCUGAUUCAAAUGUCAAGUAACAUUUACAUAAUAUUGUCCAGUAAAAUAGUAUAUUUUUAAACAACAUUCUUAUAUGCUUAAGUAUAACAGUUUGUGCAUAAGACUGUCCGACUGCACCCAUGCUAGUGAGUAAUAUUAUUUGUAGAGUACACAUUUUGAUAAGAGCUCCUAAACACUAGCUGCCAUAAUAAUUAUGAUUUGAAAUUUUUGUUUAUGUAAAAAUAAUAGGAUAGUAUAUGUAUUUGUUUAUGGUUAUUUUGUGUUUUGUGAAUAUUUUUUGACUCUUAAACUCUUAUUAGAUAUAGUGGAGAGUGAGGCAAUGUUUGGCUGAAUUAGAGAUGACUUAUGCCAAAACUAUUUUUAAAUAUAAAAAAGUUUUUGAAAAUUGGGAAGUCCUUUUCUUAUGUAUGUCAAAAUCCUUAGUUCUGUUCUUUAUCACUUUUUUAAAUUACUUAAUCAAAAUUUCUUUCACUAGUUUUCGAUCUUUACGUUUGUUCUGUUUUUUUUUUUUAUAUUUUCAGUAUAUUGAAUUGAAUAGUUAUCCUAAAAAUGUUUUAGCAAAAAAUGACAAUAUAUCUUUUAAAAAAUAAAUAUUAUCAGAUCUCUAAAUGUAGUUCACAUUCUUCUAGUCUACACAAUAGCAAAGCCAUUUUGACUGUCAAGAACAAUGAAUUAAUGGUUUAAAUUAUUUUCAAAGAGCAUGAUUGCAAAUACUUCCCAUAAGCUUUUUUAUUUAUCAACAGAGAGUAACGCUUUUUUGUUCUUUUUUUUAAUUAAUUGAAAAUAUACCAAAAAGAUUACAUAGUUGACAAUGUUUGAUUAAUUAAAUUAUUUAAUAUAAUUUAUUGACAAAAGUAAACCUGAGCAUCUAGUGUAUGUGUGCCUUUACAGAGAUUAACCUUCACCAUCCAUUUAGUCCAUUAUGUAAUGAUUAAUUAUUGCAUACUUUUCACCAUAGAUAUGUGACCUAUAGGCAAGUCUUUGAUAUGAGGUUUAUGUCUAAUUAAGAUUCGUUUAUCGAUAUGUCAAUUUAUUUUGUAAAUGACAACACUGAAGGAAAUUUACCCCAGUAAAAGUACAUGAGGCCUUUUUUAUCCUCACAUUUGAGCUCUGGAUUAAACACCUAUAGGUUAUAAAUCUAUGUUUUUCACAUUUACAAAAUUAACAUUUACUAGUUGUUAAAUCUAGAUGUAACAUUUAGUGUCCAGUGUGUAACAUCAGUAAUAUAAUCAUAAAAAGUAAAAAAAAAGAUCUCAUUAAAAUGUCCUAAACAUGUAUAACUGGAUUGUUCUGCUGAAUACAGCAUUAAAUCUGCAAUGUAUUGCACUGUGAUUAUAUUUUUGUAU